AUCUCGCGAGAACUGUCAUCACGUCCGACCUUUGGCACAGAUCCCCGGAUCGCGCUGUGCACAAGGACCAAGAUGAACAGAGCUCUGAACAGAACAAACUUGAGGCUCCUGUCGGGCCUCAUUCACCGGUUUCAGAGCACGCUGGUGGUCGCGGAGCACAGCAAUGACAAACUAACACCGAUCACCCUCAACACCAUCACAGCUGCCAGUAAACUCGGGGGAGAGGUGUCCUGUCUUGUUGCGGGGACAGACUGUGCGAAGGUCGCAGAGGAGCUCAGCAAAGUCCAGGGAGUGAAGAAGGUUCUGGUGGCUCAACAUGACUGUUAUAAAGGCGGUCUUCCAGAGGAGUUGACUCCCCUCAUUCUGGCCACACAGCAGCAGUUUAACUUCACUCACAUUUGUGCAGGCGCGUCUGCCUUUGGAAAGAAUCUCCUGCCCAGAGUAGCAGCCAAGUUGGAUGUGGCCCCAGUUUCUGACAUCAUUGAGAUCAAGGCUCCAGACACUUUUGUCAGAACAAUCUAUGCAGGGAACGCUCUCAGUACUGUGAAGUGUAAUGAGCCGGUCAAAGUGUUCACGGUGAGAGGAACGGCGUUUGAAGCAGCAGCAGCUGACGGGGGCAGUGCAGCGUCUGAAACUGUUCCUGCCUCUUCAGCGGUUGGCGUUUCAGAGUGGAUCGAGCAGAAUCUGACCAAGAGCGAUCGCCCAGAGCUCACCAGCGCCAAGGUGGUCGUUUCUGGAGGAAGAGGACUGAAGAGCGGGGAGAACUUCAAACUGCUGUAUGAUCUUGCCGACAAAUUGAACGCUGCAGUUGGCGCCUCCAGAGCUGCUGUAGAUGCUGGAUAUGUGCCUAAUGACAUGCAAGUGGGACAAACUGGAAAAAUCGUUGCACCGGAGCUGUACAUCGCCGUUGGUAUUUCUGGAGCUAUUCAGCAUCUCGCUGGAAUGAAAGACAGCAAGACUAUUGUGGCCAUCAACAAGGACCCAGAGGCGCCCAUCUUCCAAGUGGCCGACUACGGGCUGGUGGCAGAUCUUUUCAAGGCCGUCCCAGAGAUGACUGCAGCCCUGAAGUGAUGCAGUAAAAUGUGAAUAACCUGGGCAUUCACCUUUGUCUUUUCUGAAAUCUGAGAGGAGCAGAGCAGCGGAGAGCACAGCUCCACCGAAAGGACAAACCGACUCCUGAAUCAUGUUCUCUGUAGAUGAUUUUAACAACUGUAUAUAUUUAAUUCUAUGUGAAACGUUAAAAUAAAAGUACAAUUUCUUGGAAAGAUGAACAAUUGUGAAAAUGUCCUCACAUGAUCCCCUCUCUCCCUGCUGUAAUUUCUGCUUAAACGUGCACUGUGUAACUUUUCUGGCUGCGCUCGUCUCCAUGGAGAUAUUACUCUUAUGUAAAUAAACUUGGAGAUCACUUUGGAAGCAGGUUAAUGGUCAUAUCUGUGGAGAGGCGAGCCCGUACAGGGUAAGAAUACAUGUUUUCUCCAUGGUGACAAGCAAGUAAAAAACCCUCCAUCUUAAAAGUUACACAGUGCGCCUUUAAUUUACAGCCUGGUUUUUCUUUUUCAAUGCACAGAACUCUGCUUUAAAUUGCAGCUCCAUUUUGGGUUUUUCUAGUUUACUGCUAAUAAAAAAAGGUUAUUUAAUACAAAA
Molecule: messenger RNA, 1644 nt
Organism: Boleophthalmus pectinirostris (great blue-spotted mudskipper)
Lineage: Eukaryota; Metazoa; Chordata; Actinopteri; Gobiiformes; Gobiidae
Gene: etfa
Product: electron transfer flavoprotein subunit alpha
Exons: 12
Coding region: 73-1071 (332 amino acids)
Cellular component (GO): mitochondrion
Molecular function (GO): flavin adenine dinucleotide binding; electron transfer activity
Source: RefSeq, a predicted model, not a curated record